AUAAAUUUUAAUCAUAAUAAUAAUUAAUUUUCUUCCAUAUGUUUUCAUUAACACUUGUUAAGUUUAGUGUUUUAAUAUUUUGUGUGAUUUUAUGUACAAAAUCAAAAGAAUGCACGAAAAAACAAGCCAAUCACUUAGAUAAGUUAUUAAUGUAUUCGGGAUGGAAAAAUUUAAAUAUGGUAGACAUUAUAAAAUAUAAUGGGAAAACUUAUCAUCUUAAACAUUUAAUUAAAACACCUACAAAUCGCUUACAAUGUAAGACAAAGGUACGAGCUUUGACAAUAUUUCUUGGAUGCACAUAUGCAAAAGUUAUAAAUAAUUUUUUUUCAAUUAUUAUCAACUGCCUACAAAUUUGUAAAAAUAAAAUGAAAGAAAGAAAUUACUUAAUAAAUGAAAACAUUUAUACCGAAAGAUUCAUAAAUGUAAUUGUUCCAAUAGCAAAAUUGAUGAAAGGCGCCAUGGAUGCAUUAGAUUCAUUACAUUGGUUACCAUGGGCUGAUUUUAAAGAAAAAAGCACCGAUCAUUACCUAAUGAGUCCUUUGUUGAGAAGAAUAGGAGAUUUUUUUGAUAAAUUAAACGAACGGAAUGUAUCACGUUAUGAUAUAUUUACAUACUCUUCGGAACUUGAAACUAUAUAUAUAUUUUCUAAAAAAUUAAUAAAAGAUUUAAAAUAUGAAAUUGAUUCGUAUUGUAAAUCUGGACCUUAUAAUCAGAAUUAUUUAUGGGAUGAAUGGAUUCAAGAGUUUAAUGCCAUUAUUACACACGACGAAAAAUUAGUAUUUUUAAAGUUCUUAAACAGAAAAUUUAAACAAUAUGUCGAGAUAGUAAUUAUAAAAUAUUAUUUUCAGCUGGGAUUUAAAUUUGAUCCAAUUACUGAAGAAACAUAUUUACCAAUAUCAGGGGAGCUAAUUAUACAAGAAUUGGAACUUAAAGCUACAGAUGAAGAACCUCCAACGCUAUUACAAAUAGAAACUCUUUAAAUUUUUUACUAAAAUUAAGUUUUUUCUAUAUUUAUUUUAUAUAACUAAUAACAAUUUACUUUAUAAGAUAUUAUACAAGAAAAACGAACUCCUAUUUCCUCAUUUAUAUCCUGAUUAUUAGUUUCAUGAUAUACUUAUAAUUAUAAUAAAUGAACUAGUAUUUAAUAAAUUUGUUUAACUUC
Molecule: messenger RNA, 1162 nt
Organism: Daktulosphaira vitifoliae (grape phylloxera)
Lineage: Eukaryota; Metazoa; Arthropoda; Insecta; Hemiptera; Phylloxeridae
Exons: 2
Coding region: 39-980 (313 amino acids)
Source: RefSeq, a predicted model, not a curated record